Molecule: messenger RNA, 2042 nt
Organism: Oxyura jamaicensis (ruddy duck)
Lineage: Eukaryota; Metazoa; Chordata; Aves; Anseriformes; Anatidae
Product: hepatocyte cell adhesion molecule-like
Exons: 10
Coding region: 683-1843 (386 amino acids)
Source: RefSeq, a predicted model, not a curated record
CUAGGGCUGCAGCUGCUCUCCCCCACAGGGUACCGGGAUCUGCUCCCCCAGCUCAGCUUCCCCCCCUAUCCAGCCCCAUAAAUAUCAAGUAAACACUUACCGGCAGCAAGCACCGUGUGCAGCUCAGAGCUCAUAAACAUCCUGUCUGUCCCCACUCAGCCUGUUCCUGUGUCUUUCCACGGCUCCAGCAUCUUGCAAGGCUUUACGCUUAACUCGGAGGUUAACAGAAACGUUAAUCCUCCUGACCACCACUGCUGGGUUCCCCCCUGCCUCCAGCACCGUGGGUGGGGCUGUGAGAAGCCUCCUCACCCCAGAUAUGUUCACCAUUGCGCUUACGGCUGAAAUGUUGCCUUGAACUUUCUCGACGCAUUCAUCAUUCUUUUUUGCUCUCGCUUUUGUUUUGAGCACAACCUGCAGGAUUAAAAACAAUUUGCUUGCCAGUCUGCGUUAUCUGCGAAGAGCCCUGCUCCUCUACAGUCGUCCUGCUAUUUUUAGAAGCCAAAGCAAGAUUUUUCCUUCUGUUUAGUUACCGAUGCUGCUCUGAUGUUUGCAGGGGUCCAUGGAAGCCAGCUGGAUGCUGCCCGGAGGCUGGUCCAUCACUGCUAGAGCGACCCUCCUGAGAGCGCAUCGCUGCAGGAGCUCAACCCUCGUGCCGGUUUGAAAGCACCUGCGGGUCUUUGCCAUGCCCUUCGCAGGCUACCUGCUGCUGCUUCUGCAGGGGUCCUGUGUUGCAGCAGAAAUGGCAGAAAUACUUGCAGAGGAAGGAUCCUCUGUCAUGAUGCACGCACCGGCCAUCAAGAACAUGAACUUGACCGAGUGGGAAUACAUAAGAGAUGGCACCCCUGAAUUCAUCCUGCAGUACUAUGCGGACUCACAGUUACUGACCAUUUACCCAGCUUACCAAGGCAGAGUGUUUUUCUACCAGAACAACGGCUCCCUUCUCCUAGAGAAGCUGCGAGAGACGGACAGCGGCACCUAUAAAGCAACGGUUAACCUGAUGCAGGACAAAGCAAGAAUGACCUCUCUUAGAGUGAUCAUGCCCUUGCCGCAGCCCAAGCUCCUGAGCAGCUCAAACCUGGCCGGUUCACUCAUCAACCUGACCUGCGUGCUGCCACAAGGAACGGUGGCUGAUGUCUCCUGGAAGAAGGAUGGACAUCCCCUUCCUCCCGAAAAGUGCUGUCACCUCACUUGGAAGACCACCAUGCUGCAGAUAAGGAAGGCAGAGAAGUCGGACUGCGGCUCCUACUCCUGCAUAAUCAACAACUCCGUUGGCUGGAAGGAGGCAGCCCUCAACCUGACUGUGACAGGUCUUACACCUCCUGCCCGUGAUGCACAGAUGAUGACCGCUGCUGCACUGGUGCUCGCUGCCAUCUCUGCCGUCCUCUUCAUUAUCUGGCUCUGUCAGCUGGGGAAGCACAGACUCGGUAAAGAAGCAUGGGAAUGGUUAAUGAUGUCCAUCCAAGGGCUGCUGUGCACCUCUUCUCUCCUCCUGUUUGCUGCCUCUGUCAUCUGGAUGCAGGAAGAUGGUCAUUCUGCUGCCUUCAUCCUGCUCGGGCUUUUCCUCUUGGCUGUGAUCAUGGCCACGGUGCUGACAGCAGUGGCGAUGGCGCCGUGCAGACCAGCAGUGCUCACACGCUUCAGGUCCAAAGGCGGGCACCGUGUCAUCCUGUGCCUUACAGCCACGACGCUGGUAGUCAACCUGCUGUUCACCAGCCUCCUGCUCCGCAGCUUCCAUCAGCUCCACGAGCGGGGCUGCUCAGAGGCUGUUGAUCUGACCAUCAGCUUCAUCAUUCCUGCUGUGGCCGUCCUCCUACUGCUGCUCCUCUUCCUGUGGUGUAAGUAGCCCUGCAGCUUCCUUCCAGCCACACCAAGUAGCAGCUCCGUCACUGAGACCCCGCUCUCAGCUCCCAGCCCCUGGCAUCAGGUCUGGAGAGAAAAGGCAAAGUGCCUCUGCUUCACCCAGGGAUGCUCAAGGAAGGGUUUGUGGAAAGCGAGUUUCUCCUCCUGGAUGUGGAGGAUGCUCUUCUGCUCUCCUCCUCACU